Molecule: messenger RNA, 3893 nt
Organism: Odontomachus brunneus
Lineage: Eukaryota; Metazoa; Arthropoda; Insecta; Hymenoptera; Formicidae
Product: protein N-terminal glutamine amidohydrolase-like
Exons: 6
Coding region: 258-1103 (281 amino acids)
Cellular component (GO): cytosol; nucleus
Molecular function (GO): protein-N-terminal glutamine amidohydrolase activity; protein-N-terminal asparagine amidohydrolase activity
Source: RefSeq, a predicted model, not a curated record
AAGCUCAUGCAUGCACCUUCGCAUGCGGGAAAGCAGUUUUUCUCUGAAUAUAUCAGAUGUGCUGACGCGUUUCACUUCUGUGCUAUUUUAUACGCGAGCAAUGGCAAGUUGUGUAUGGCGAGCUUUAUGCCGUCGCAUGAGAGUACUGACGAACCAGCAGAAAAGCGCGGCAAAAGUGGUGAAGUGUGGGGUUCGUGACACGAAAUAAGCACGCGACGUUUGUCCUUAUUUACGACGUUUAUCCUAAUAAAUUUAUCAUGUCAGGAGAGAACGAGGUUGUAUUGAGAUUCGCAAAAUUGUCGGAGAAAGCAUUUACGCCAACGAAGGGAUCAGAAUAUGCGGCGGGAUAUGACUUGCGAAGUGCUUACGAAUACGUCAUACCAGCACGUGGAAAAGAAUUAGUUAAAACUGAUUUACAAAUAGAAGUUCCUCCUGGCACAUAUGGCAGAGUUGCACCACGAUCUGGAUUAGCAUGGAAAAAUCAUAUAGAUGUAGGUGCAGGUGUUAUAGACGCAGAUUACAGCGAGGAAAAUGUAUGGAAGCUCUGUCAAGAUGUAGCGACCAGACACCCGUCUGAACUGCAACAUUGUCAUGUUGCUUUCAUAAGUAAUCCACGACGGAGCGUUCCUCUGUGGCGUCAGCGGGCUGGAAAGGAUGAGGAUAAAUUGGUCGUAUGGGACUACCAUGCCAUUCUCAUCUACGCGCCCGACGAAAGGGCGGUGGUGUACGACUUAGAGAGUUCCCUGCCGUUUCCCACGCACUUCUGGAAAUACGCUACCGAAACCUUCAGGUCCGACGAGGCGUUGCGACCCGAGUAUCAUAGAAGGUUCCGCCUGGUGCCUGCCAGCGUAUACCUGCAACAAUUCGCGUCAAAUCGACAUCACAUGAAACGCGAGGAUGGCACAUGGAUAAAAACACCGCCGGAUUAUCCGCCGAUCUCGACGCCAACGUGCAAGGAUAAUCUCGACUCAUUUAUCAACAUGGAACAAGGAACCGGAUUAGGUGUUGUAAUGAGUUUGAAACAAUUAGUCAACCGAUUUUAUAGGCCAAAUGUUAAUACACAGGCGCCGACGCCGCCUCAGCCGCAAGCUGCAGCGACUUAAUCUGCAGUGUGAUGUUCGUACGCUUCGAUUAAAAAUCUUGGAAAUCAAUAUAUGGCCUAAGGAAAUUGGUUUGGUGUACGCACCUUUGUGGGCUAAAAUAAUUGAUCGAAAUUUGAUAAUAAUGUUAGUUAAUCGCUGCUAACUCUAGCAAAAUUUUAAAUAUAAAGUCGUUGCAGUUGUAUUUCUAUUUGAGCAAUGUUGAGCUGGAACCGAGCAGAUUUUCCAUUUUCUGUACAUUAAACUUAUUGUCGUGCGUGACACUUUCGUCACAUCGUGAGUUUGAAUUUCCAGAUACGCUCUACGCGAUGAUUUAUUCAAUAUUCUCGUAAUUAUUUUCUUCGUCGUGUCACAUCUUGUGUAUAAAUAUUACGUACUACUUGCAUUAUGUAUGACAUGGUGCGCAUCGAUUGUUUACCAUUAAUAUCAUCACAAAUAUUUCAUAUAUUAACGUUGGUUCCAGAUAUAAAUAUUAAAAAUUUCAUAUUUUAUUCUUAAUCAAAACUUACGUAUAUAUAUCGAUAACAGAAACACGCACUUUUGCAAACAUGAUACAGGAUGACAUUUUACUCUUUGGUCAGAAUGGCUUGCGCCGUUUGAAGGACGAUUCUGCUGAGCUGCUUUCUGAAUAAUCUCGAUAAGUGCUUAUCUAUACUAUAUUAAUGGACUCCAUCAAAAUCCAUUUGCUCUCUUCUUCUAAAGCCUUCUCCUUCGCAGAGUUUAUACGGGGUGGGAUACCCCUUUCCGACGACGCAGCAUGUCACAUUCGAUCGCGUUCAAAACUCGAAUCGUGUUUUAUAUAAGUACUGUUUCGUCUUCAUGCCAUAAAGCGAUCUUUCUCACGGCUUUACUCUGUCAGUGGUGUUAUUAUAAUUAUUGUGUCAAAGACUGAUGUAUUUACAGAGAGUUAUCCGACUUGAUCCCUUUGUCUAUCGGCGCGUGUUCGAUGCGCGGGAUGCGAUUAAAGCGCUUAUAAUUACUGUGCGAUCGAUGUAGUAAGGUCAAGAAGUUAAUCUUUGCGACGUAACGUAAUUAUUACAAUUAUUGUAAUUCUUGUGAUACUUUACACUUUCUAUUUUGAAUACCUAUGCUAUACUUAUCUACUGUUUGUACUAAAAGCCGAUUCUUAAGAGAUACAUGUUCGCUUGUUGAGCGACUUCUCUAAUUGGCGUAUUAACACGAAUGGAGACGUGACGUCGGCGCGCGACCAAUUGUUUAACAUCGAAGAACCUAUGGGCUCAGCAACGAACGCACGUUGCUUUAGCGGCGAUAGGAACAAGUUUGCAACGAAAACUUAAAUUCUUUGUCUGUUCUUCAAACGCAAGAUUACGCAAUGUUCUCUUAUCCGUUAAGACUAUUAUAAGCUUGUUACUUUUUCUCUUAUUUUAUUCACAGGAAAUAUUGAAAACUUAAUUAAACUGGUGCACGAUUUAACUUAAUUUUUUUAGAAUAUUUUUUACUACACAUUAUUAAUAUAUCUGCGUUUGCGGAUUGACGAUACUAACUCUUUGCGUUUCAAACACGAGGAGUCGGAUACGAACAAAUGGCGUACAUUUAAACGUUCGCGAGAUUACGGAGCGGCCUUCGUACACCAGAAUAGAGCCGAUCGGCUUGGAUAUGAGUGCGAUAUAAGUUUAAAAAUGCUCGCCAACCGUGGUCGGCGCGACGCAACCUUGGGACGCAAAGGGUUAAGUCGCGUGUUAUGUUAUUAUGCACAUUUUAUCAGAUAUGACAGCCUUGAAAGUUCGCCUUUGUGCGCCGCGGAUUUGCUCCAAGUCUCUCGCGUAUAUUCAGUUUAUAUUAUUUAACGACAAUUUACCGCGUGCACGAAGGUCCCGUUUUCUUGAUGAUAUCUAUACUUCGAUCAUGGCUGUUAAAGAGUUGUAAACAGGGAAGUUUAUCAACAAGCGAUUACUAUAUCGAACUAUCGACUCGCCGCGUGGGUGCUGCGAAUGAUGAUACACUAUUAACACGCGAGAAAGAAUCCACUGGUGUCGAUAGUUUUAAGAGUUCGUCCAUUCUUUGCCUUCCAAAGUCUCUCACUAGUUCACUCUACCUUUCUCAUCGAAAUAUGUUUACCUUUCGAUUCGCAUGUACCAUGUUACUACAUGCGUUAUGUACUUGUAAGCGCGCAGGAGUCUACGGUUUCGAAGUAUCUAGUCACUGAAAAAAGAAAAAAAAAAGAAAACGCUUUAGUGUAAAUCAUGCGACGGCAGUCAUCGCGACGGCAGUCAUCGCGACGGCAAACAGGUUUGUUUUAAUGGAUACGCGUAACAUGUGGGAAAUUCGGGACCGACUUUCUUAGCGAGUAUAAUCUCGAGGAACUUUAUCAAAAGACAAAAAUACCGAAAAAAAGAUUCUCUUUAUCGUUCAGACAAGAUAUUGCUAAAUAUAUCAGAGCAGAAUUAUUACGAUUAUGAUAUAUAUAUAUAUUGUACACGUAUACACACAUAUAUAUAUAUAUCAAUAUUUCAUAUUUAUUAUACGGAUAUAUUGUAAUUAUAUUGUAUCGAUUUCGAUACACCGAUCAGAGUUUAGUCGAAAAUGUUAACUUAUACAAUGUUUUAUAUAUAUACAUAUAUAUAUAUAUAUACAUAUAUAUUUGUCGGCGUUCGGUGACAUAUUCUCUUACCAUUGUCAUUUAAAACCUGUACACGCUCGGACGUAAGGAUCACGAGUCUAUUGCCACGUUUUCGCAUAUUUGCAGAGAAUCAUGGAAACUUCUUUACGACCUUCUCCCUUCGAGUAUAUGAUGGGUUAUUACAAUAAAUGGAUGCACUCCGUUCGUCUCAG